Molecule: messenger RNA, 566 nt
Organism: Anopheles darlingi
Lineage: Eukaryota; Metazoa; Arthropoda; Insecta; Diptera; Culicidae
Product: CD109 antigen-like
Exons: 4
Coding region: 39-566 (175 amino acids)
Source: RefSeq, a predicted model, not a curated record
GUAAAGCGUAACAGUUGUGCAAAAAGUGUGGAAUAGAAAUGUGGCUUGUGAUUAAGUAUAGUAUGAGUCUUGUGCUGUUAUGCAUCGGCUUAGGAGAAACCACAUAUAUUAUUGGGCCCAAAUUUAUUCAACCUAAUCGAGAUUACACAGCAGCUGUCGUUAAUAUCCAUAACAGCAGCGAAAUGUUGUUGUUACGCCUAAUAGGAAUGGACCUUCAAGGCCGUCCGUUGUUUAAUCUCACGAAAACGAUGUACAUGACACCAUACACCAAUAAAAUGAUAACUUUCCGAAUUCCAAGCAACAUAACGAUAGAAAAUUUCGCUAUCAUAACAGUGGGACAUGCAUUUUAUAAGGAAUUUCCACUUGAAUAUCGUAGCUUGCAUCUGUCCGGAUUAAUACAACUUAAUAAACCCGUCUUCAGUCCAGGCGAUAAACUAAUGUUCCGUGUGAUUGUGACCGAUGAAAAUCUAAAGCCACUUAAGUCACAUGAAACUAAAGUGUCCAUAUUCGUAAAAGAUCCUAAAGAUAAUGUGAUAGGACAAUGGAACAAUAACGUGCAAUUAUGA